Molecule: messenger RNA, 759 nt
Organism: Dovyalis caffra
Lineage: Eukaryota; Viridiplantae; Streptophyta; Magnoliopsida; Malpighiales; Salicaceae
Source: the annotation of a GenBank genome assembly
AUGAUAAAGAAAUUUAGUACUGUGGAGGGAAUAUCAGCAAUUCCCAAUUCAUCCGAUGAUAACUACGUGGCUCAACAAGACCAGAUGGUUGAUUACAAAACUGCAGGAGACGUAGGAAAGGUUACGGAGAUAAGGGAGAAUGUAGCACAUGCAGUGGAGAAAGUUGGAGUGGCUGAGAAGGUAUCUGCUAAGAUGGCUGACAAGCUUCCCAGCCAUGGAAACUUAAAGAUACAGCUCUGUUAUUUGAAAGUGGAUGAACUGAAGCAGGAAGUGUCGGAGACAGUGUCUGAGCCAUUUAAGUAUCCGGAAAAGCUGCUGGACAAAGAAGAUAACAGAGAAUGUUGGAUGUCGUGCUUCAGAAAUCACAAAAUUCAAAUACAAAAGCCAAUUUCUAGGAAAUCAAAGGUUGGAAAUUCUCAGCACCACCCUGGAACUGCUCUAUGCAAGAAAUCCAAAGAUGUACGUGUAGACAAAUUUGAAGCAGUGGUGGAGACAGCAGAUCGUGUUGCAGACAUUGUAGAAGAGGUGGCUGAGGAGGUGGGGAAGGUAGCUGAAGAAGUUGCCGAUCAUCUGCCUGAAGGUGGAAACCUUGAACAAGUGGCCACAUUUGUUGAAAACGUAGCGAAAGAAACAGCAAAGGAUGCUAAUCUAGUUGAUGAAUUAAUUGAAAAGGUUGAAGAACUGGGAAACGAGGUGGAGUCUGUCGUUGAACAAGACACGGAGAACGCCAACGGAAUUUCCAAAGAAGCAAAAGACUAA